This is a messenger RNA of Pieris brassicae (large cabbage white), 2610 nucleotides long. Its product is annotated as Golgi resident protein GCP60. Gene Ontology annotation, cellular component: Golgi membrane. Gene Ontology annotation, molecular function: fatty-acyl-CoA binding. The transcript is spliced from 10 exons. The record is from RefSeq and is a predicted model, not a curated record. The coding region runs from base 188 to 1576 and encodes 462 amino acids. Lineage: Eukaryota; Metazoa; Arthropoda; Insecta; Lepidoptera; Pieridae.
ACUGUGAGUAUCGUCGGCUACAGAAGACUAUUUCAGUCGCCAGUCAUAACUCAUACCGUUCUUGUCAGCAACGAUUUGACUUUUCUAUUUUUAUCAGUCAUUUUCUAAUUCGUAAAUUGUUAUUUAUAUUUUUGCAUAAGAAUUUGAAUUUAACUGAGUCUCAAGAAAAACAUUUAGUCAUAAAAGGAUGAGGGUUAACGCAGAAAAAAUUCCUCUCGAAACGGAUCAAGGAAUCAUAGAGAGCGAAGAAAGAAGAUGGGGUCUACCUUUGCGAGAAGUAUAUAAACACGGACUGUCUUUUUACAAAGAUAAAGAUGGAAAGGCUAUGCACUUGAGUUAUGAAGACAAGCUGAAGCUAGUAGCAUAUACACAGCAAACAGCUCAUGGUCCAUUGGAUGUUACCUCUGCUUCACCAUUAGGAGUCCUAGAUGUCAUUGGAAGAGAUAGAAGAGCGGCAUGGCAAAACCUAGGCCAAAUGUCUCAAAUUCAAGCUAUGACAGGCUUUGUACACACUCUGGAUAGAUUGUGCCCAUUAUUUAGACCUUACUUGGAAGCAAUUCAAAAAGAUAUGGAAGCAAAAAAACAGGAGGAGAUAAAUAAAGAAAGAGAAGAAAAAAGCCACAAAGAUUUGGAAAACAGAAUUAUUCUGGAAAAAGAAAAACAACAGUGCAACAAAUUAACUGAAGACCAACAAGUGCAAAGAAUAAAAGAUGCACUCAAUGUACAGUCUUAUGAUCAGUUUUUGGAGUAUGCUCGACAGCAGUUUCCUGGCAACUUUGACCAACAAGCUGUACUAAUACGUCAGCUGCAGGAUCAACAUUACCAGCAAUAUAUUCAACAGCUUGCUGUUGAUGAGAGAUUAGCAAAGUCAAAUAUUUCUUGUCUUGAGGACAAAGAAAAUAUUGAAGUGACAAAGGAUUGUAAUUCAAAUGAUACAGAGAAUGUUGUUGAUAGCAAAGCAAUGCAAACAACAGAAAAACCUGAAAUAAGUGAUUAUAAUGAUGAGUCAAGGGAGGAUGAGGGUGAAUCGGAAAUUGAUGAUGGCUUACCAGCAGUUGAAGAGGCUCGUAUGUGGACUCGUAGUGAAGUUGAUGAGUUCAAAGAAUCAGCUCGGGCAAAUGGAGGAAUGCUAACAAUAGGGCAUGGGGAGACAGUGACAAUACGAGUCCCAACUCAUUCCAAAGCUCGGUCCAUAUGUUGGGAGUUUGCUACUGACCAUUAUGAUAUAGGCUUUGGUCUUCACUUUGAAUGGAGCAAGUCAAAUACAUCAGAAGUUACUGUACACGUGUCGGAAUCUGAUGAUGAAGACGAAGGCGAUGAUGACGAUGAUGCAGACGAAGAGUAUACAAUUCAAAAUAACUCCGAUCCGGAAGUAGGUUCCGGCAAACGAGUGUCAAACACACCGCGGCCUCUCGUCAGUCUUAUUGUACCUAUAUACAGGCGUGAUUGUCACACUGAGGUGUAUGCAGGAUCUCACACCUACCCUGGCGAAGGCGUUUAUUUACUCAAAUUUGAUAACACAUAUAGUCUAUGGCGGUCAAAAACUCUGUAUUACAAAGUAUAUUACAUACAAUAGAUGUAUAAUGUGUUAUAAACAUAUGUAUAUUUUAAAGAUGAAUUAACUAAGUGUUUGUUAAAGAAAAUUUUGAUUUUACAAAUUAAAACAAUUAUUGACUUAUCCCCACAAUUAAAAUAUGAUAAUUAAUAAAAAAAUAUUAUGUCUCUUGUCAUAUUUUUGUGGUGGAAAUUAUAUUAUAUAUAUAUAUAUAUAUAUAUUUUUUAAGUUUAACAAUUAAUUGUUUCGUCCAUUUUGGGAUUGUAUAUAAACCAUGACAACUAUAAAAAAAUAUUAUAUAUUCCAUUUCGCUAAUGGGUAUAUUAGUAAUUAGAUACUUAGUGAAUUUAUUAAAGAAUAUAUUAUUUAAUCUAAAUACAAUUGUAUGUUUCAAAUUUAUGUUCAGUCAUGAACUUGUUUUAAGCACAAUUAAUAAGUAAAAUAUUUUUUUUUGUUUUAAUUCAAAUUUUAUAUUAUGCUCUACUUGACCUUUAAUAUAUCGUUCAGACGGAUGCACUGUCAAAGUAUUUCUUAAUGUGCAUAAUAUCAGAUUACAGAUUAUAUUAUCUAUGUUUAUGAGAAGACAUUGUAUAUUAUGUUUUUACAUCUAGUCCCAAAAAUAAAUAUCAUAUUAUGCUUAAUAUAUUUAAUUUGAUAAUAUAUUAAAUUUGUUUUCUCAUUUAACGGUACACUGUAAGAUGUAGCUUAAGAAAAAAGAUAGUAUUAAAUUUAAUGCAUUUGUUAAGAUGUUCUAGAAUGUAUAUUUGUUGUGGCGUAGUUCCUCUGUAUUUUGUAAAGGUAUUAUCGUUUAGAAUUUAGCAAUAGUACUUAAAUGUGGUUUAAUAGAGUACUGUCGAAAUCUUUGUUUUUAUGAAAAGGAAAUAUUUACAUAGAAAGUUUUAUUUGGAAUGUAUUAUUAACCUGUCAAACCUGGAUCUAUUCUGAUAUUGUAAUACACAUAAAUUUAAAAAAUAUAUUCUUUAGGAUAUAUUUAUUUAAUAUGAGAAAUGUUACUGGAGUAAAAUACUUGUAUUACAUAUAUUAUUAUUAAACGA